Molecule: messenger RNA, 621 nt
Organism: Lepus europaeus (European hare)
Lineage: Eukaryota; Metazoa; Chordata; Mammalia; Lagomorpha; Leporidae
Gene: ERAS
Product: ES cell expressed Ras
Biological process (GO): Ras protein signal transduction
Cellular component (GO): plasma membrane
Molecular function (GO): GTPase activity; GDP binding; GTP binding
Source: RefSeq, a predicted model, not a curated record
AUGGCACUGCCAACAAAGUCUAGCAUCUUCGACCUGGGCCAACGUAUACGGAGCCUUAGCUCCUAGGAGGGAAGCCACUGGGCUCAGGCACGCUACAGGGGUGUUGGCAAAAAGCUGCCUGAAUACAAGGCAGUGAUGGUGGGUGAGAGUGCACUGGCGAUCCCGCUAACCCAUCAAUGCUUUCUGGAACCCGCCAUCCAGGAUUCCUACUGGAAGGAGGUGGCCCUGGGCCAUGAGGGAUGUUUUAUGAAUGCGCCGGACCCAGCAGGGCGGGCCACUCACAGGACCCUGCAUGACCGCUGUAUGGCUAUUGGUGCUGGUGUGCUGGUGGCCUUUGCUCUCGUUGAUCCCUCAAGAGCUACAUCUUUGGCCCAGCUGCAACAGGUGUGUGGCUGGGAUCCUCACCACACCCAGCCCCUCGUUCUUGUGGGCAACAAACGUGACCUUGUGACCACUGCUGGAGAUGCUCACGCAGCGGCUGCAGCCCUUGCCAAGAGCUGGGGGACCCCCUUGGUGGAGACCUCAGCCAAGACACAGCAAGGUGUGGAGGAGGUCUUUUCCCUGCUCUGGGGCCUUAAGGUCUUGGUCAAGAAAAGCGGACCCUCCCCCAGCUCAGGGUAA